UAUAUCUAGGCACAGAGGGUGUGUAUGGUCAUUGCAGAGAUGCACAGCUGGCGGCUGCAUCUGCACAGCUGAGAACGUCUGGAUCUUGUUCACACUCAGCCAGAGGAAAGCCCAUGGGAGAGCAGGACUCUGACUCAGCUUGGAAGGAGCUGUAGGAGGGUGAAGCCACACCUCCUUCCAGCCUGACUUGGACCGGUGAGCCGAAGGGACAUCCCCGAGACCCUGCUGCUGCCAUCAUGGUCUCGAUAGACCUCUUUUACUGCUCAGAGAGUGAAACUGUUUUUCAAGUUGUUGUUGAACAUUCCCAGGUCACAGAAAAGAAACUGACGGUCUUACUCCGAAACUGGAAGAUAUUUGUGGUUAAGGCCAAUAUACCCAGGGAGGAGGCAAAUGCAGUAUAUGAGUAUCUGAACAGGCUGAAAACAAACUUGAGUGUAAAUGACCCAGACACACUCCAACAAGACCAGCUGGAUGGAAAGAGGCUUUUGGAGGAGAUUGCUGUGAUGAAACAGGACCUGAAGAAAGCCACAGAAAAGAUCCAUGCUUUUGCAGACAACGUUGACAAGGUACACAAGGACUGCACGAUUUCCAAUGUGGUGGCCCACUCCACUGGCGCUGUGUCUGGCAUCCUGAGCAUCGUUGGCCUGGCUCUGGCACCUCUGACAAUGGGGGCCACUCUGCCUCUCUUCGCCACUGGGUUAGGGCUGGGCAUAGCGGCUACUGUGACCAAUGUGUCCACCAUUAUCGUGGAAAAAGUAAACACGUCGUCAGCAGAAACCGAAACCAUUCAACUGCUGUCCCGUCACAGGGAGAGAUGGAAGGUAAUCGAGGAUAUACUCAAUGAAAGGAAAGUUCAUAUUAAUCUUGCAAAGAAAUUAUUCAUCUAUUUCCUAAAAAUCAUUGGGAAUAUCGGCCAAUUCAUCAAGGUGAUCAAAGGCAGCCCUGCCUUAACAGCCCAAGUCAAGUUCUUCAUAACCAAUGGGAAAACCUUCAUUCGUGGCAGCUUUCAGGUGCCAAAAACUUUUGGCGGCAUGGCUUUUACAAUGGCCAAAGGAGCCCGUAUCGCUGGCAUAGUCAUGUCAAGUAUUGGCCUUGUGAUAGAUGUGGGCUUCCUGGUCAAAGAGUCAAUACAUUUACAUGAUGGAGCAAAGGCAGAGUCAGCUGAAAAGCUGAGGCAGAAGGCCCAGGAGUUGGAAAGCACACUGGAGUUUGUCACUGAGAUCCAUGAGAAUCUGGCAGGAGGGCUCGAUUCCAUCAACCCCAGAGGAGUGCAGGACCUGGAACAUUUUCUGGGUGUCUCAGAGGCAGCUUGUUAGAGGAUUAAAGGAGGGAGACAGCAUUGAUGGUCCUGGGUAUUAGGAAUUUGGCAUUUCUGGAGCUGAGCACAGCAAGGGAGGGAUGGAUGCAGGAGGCAGAUGAGGGCAAAGUAAGAGCCUGGAGCUAGGACUAAGGGAGAAGGGGGGCUAAAGAGUGAGGGGAGGAGAUAAACCACUUAUUUUGGACUAAAGAACACACUGGGGGUAGAAUAAAGGCAAAGGCAGGUGGAACUAGCUGUGGAAGGCCAGGAAUACAAAAGGGUUGAAAAUGAGAGAAAGUCAGAGUGAGGAGUGUUGGGAUCCAGGAGAAGUAGCCAGGGCUCCUCUAUCGCCCUCCUCAGGGUGUGAUGUCCCAGCGAGAAGAGUCUUCCCCUGGUAGUGUUCUCUAGCCCUAUGACUCCAGCAUCAGCUCACCUUUGAUUCCAGCAGGUUUUUAUUAAUUAGGCAGGGACUUCUUUUGUUUGUUUGUUUUUUUCGAAGUGUAGUUGACUUACAGUGUUGUGUGGGUUUCUGCUGUACAGCCAAAUGUAUUGAUUAUACAUGCGGUUUUGUGUGCUAUACAGUAAAUCCUUAUUGUUCAUCUAUUUUAUGUAGGGUGAUGUGUACCUGUUAAUCACAUAUUCCUAUUUACCCUUUCUUUCCUUUCCUAUUUUGUACCAAAAGUUUGUUUUCUUUGUCUGUGAGUCUGUUUCUGUUUUGUAGAUAAGUUCAUUUGUGCUCCUUUUUGGAUUCAACAUAUAAUUGAGAUCAUAUAAUAUUUGUCUUGCUCUGACUGAUUUAAUUCAUUUAUAAUAAUCUCUAUGUCAAUCCAAGCAGCUGAAAACAGCAUUAUUUUAUUCUCUUAUGGCUGGGUACUAUUCCAGUUAUUUCGCAUCUUUUUUCUCUGUUGAUGGACACUUAGGUUGCUUCCAUGCUAUUAUAAAUAGUGCUGCUAUGAACAUUGGAGUGCGUGUUACUUUUUGAAUUAGAGCUUUUGUCGUUUCCAGAAGUGCUGACUCAUACGAUAACUCUAUAUUUAGUUUUUUAAGGAAACUCCAUGUUUUUCCACGGGCUUCCCAGGUGACUCAGUGGUAAAGAAUCCCCCUGCCAAUACAGGAGACGUGUGUUCGAUUCCUGGGUUGGGAAGAUCCCUGGAGAAGGAAAUGGCAAUCCACUCCAAUAUUUUUGCCUGGAAAUAGUCCAUGGAGAAAAGAGUCUGGCAGGCUACAGUCCAUAAGGUCAAGAAGAGCCUGACCCAACUGACGACUAACACCGGAUCUCCUCACCUUGUGUUCUCUAGACUUUAUUUCAAUAAAUAGCACUGAUUCACUGAG
Molecule: messenger RNA, 2629 nt
Organism: Bubalus bubalis (water buffalo)
Lineage: Eukaryota; Metazoa; Chordata; Mammalia; Artiodactyla; Bovidae
Product: apolipoprotein L3
Exons: 5
Coding region: 237-1316 (359 amino acids)
Biological process (GO): lipoprotein metabolic process; lipid transport
Cellular component (GO): extracellular region; membrane
Molecular function (GO): lipid binding
Source: RefSeq, a predicted model, not a curated record